Messenger RNA from Amaranthus tricolor (Joseph's coat), 2179 nucleotides. RefSeq lists its product as uncharacterized. The transcript has 3 exons. The coding region runs from base 398 to 1729 and encodes 443 amino acids. NCBI's taxonomy places the organism in Eukaryota, Viridiplantae, Streptophyta, Magnoliopsida, Caryophyllales, Amaranthaceae. The record is from RefSeq and is a predicted model, not a curated record.
UUUGAAUUUGUCGGCUUUCUGCAUCUGGAAUUCCCGUUUGUUUUUAUUGUAAAACACCAAUUAAAUCCCACUUUCCUUGAUUCACAUUAAAAAUAGUACCUGCUUUGUAUUUUGUUUUCUUCCACCAUUUUCUUCUUAAUUUUGGUCAUUUUGUUUAAAAAAAGACAAAUUUGAAAUUCGGGUUUUUUAGUAUUGACUGAUUUUCGAUUGGGUUUCAUCUCAAUUGUUGUUUCAGAUGCCAUUUUCGUGUUGUAAAUCCAGUGAAUUUUGCGGUGACAUAAAAAAUUGUGAGAUUAUUUGCUGUCAGUUCUUCUGGGCAUUUUGUAUUUAGGUUUCAACUUGAUCAUUCUCAGUUCUUACAAAAACUCUUUUGAUCCCAAAGUGAAGUAGAUAAACAAUGGUUGUGUGUACUAUGUCUCUACCCCCACAUGAGAUUGAGAUUUUGAAGGAGACUCUUCAUACUCAGCAAGAACUUCUGCAGAAACUAUACAAUGAAUUGGACGAGGAAAGAGAAUCAUCCAGCAUUGCUGCUGAUGAAGCUUUGUCAAUGAUAUUACGCCUGCAGGGUGAAAAGGCAGCAAUGGGAAUGGAGGCAAGCCAAUAUAAGAGAAUUGCUGAAGAAAAGAUGUGUCAUGCUCAAGAAACACUUGAGAUAUUCCAAGAAUUAAUAUACCAAAAAGAAAUGCAGAUUGCUUCUCUUGAGUUCCAAGUUCAGGCAUAUAAGUUCAAACUCUUAAGCAUGGGGUGUGAUGACUUGGGUGCCUGUGAGAUGCAAUAUCCCGAGAACAUGCUGUCGAGGAAAAACAGGGUCUCAGGCGAAACAAGCUCUCUAGGCUCCCUCAGACGGGGUAGUUCAUUGCCACCGCCUUUGGUUAUUAGUAAGUUGGGUAGACGAGUUUCUGCUGAGGGAACAACGUCCUCAACAUCAUCUCCGAAAACAUGGCAAGAAACGAGAGGCGAAGAACCUUCUAUCCGGAGGGAGCAGGGAGAUGUGAAUUCAUACUGGGAUGAGAUUAAAAAGUUAAAUGAUCGAGUUAAUGAGUUGGAUACUCUGAAGAACUGUAGUAGUUUACCCACAAGUAAGAACAUGGUUAGUGCCCAAGCAUGUAGAGGUUCUGCUAGUUCGACUAUCGUUCAGGAUAUAUUUGAAGUCCCGAUAUGCUAUGAAAAUAACCAAGGAGAUACUACGAUAAAGAACGAAAGCCACAAUUUAGUAUUGAAAAGUAAAGACAGGAAUGGGAAGCUAGAUUCGGUGUGGGAUGAGAUAUGGAAUACUGAUGUCAAGGAGAGCACGGAUUGGGAGAAGAAAUCAUUAUUAUCUCCAAAUAACGACAAGAGUUCACCUAGGUUGAAUGACGCUAACGAGAAAAUUGAUUUGGAAACUAAGCUGUCGCAUUCGUCGGGUGGCAGUAAUGAAUCACCUAAACCUAAAGAUGGCAAGAUCAGUAUAUCCUCGCUUUAUAAGCAUCCAACAUAUGGCGUUGAUGACUUUGAACUUCAGCAGUUUAACAGAAGACUGAAGCAACUUGAAGAUCAGAGGUUUUUUACAAAAGGCGUUCGAACUAAUAAUGAGAUGGUGGAAGAAGAAUCGAGAGUUUUGUGGGAGAUUAGGGAUAAAAUUGAUUCAUUGCAGGGCGAGAUAACAGACUUGAGGACUAAGAAGCCGUUUCCUCCUGCAGAUCAUUCUCCUGGUUGUAUCAAAGAGGUAUUUCUGUGCUUUUGGCCAUAACCAAACUCAUACAAUGAUGCUAAGCAAUUUCUGUUGCUUUGCAAGAGCUGCUACCUGGAAUCGGAUGUUCAUAUGUAUCUUCUGUUUUCUCCCAAGAAAAGGCUCCAAAACUUUAACCCGAAACUGAUGUAUAGAUUCAAGAAAUCGUGUAUGCAGUCGUACAGAAAUCAUUUUCUUUGAAGGGUCUGUUGCCUUAGAGCAUAUAUAUAAGUCCCUAGGAUAUCGGUUAUCCUUUGUGAAUAUAGGUGUGCAUAUUUCCUUCUCAUACAGACAAGGAUUUGCAUGUUUUUGUCGAGUUUUUGCUAACUUGUUAAACCUAGAUGACAGUUUUCCUAAUCGAAGGUGGUGUAUAGUGUAAAAUUUUCAGAAGGUGUUGUGAGUUUGUAUUGAUGAUAUUGUGAGUAAAGUAUGAUGUUUACAAGGUUCUAAAUUUAUUGUCUUGAUUCAUUU